Molecule: messenger RNA, 1536 nt
Organism: Exophiala aquamarina CBS 119918
Lineage: Eukaryota; Fungi; Ascomycota; Eurotiomycetes; Chaetothyriales; Herpotrichiellaceae
Exons: 1
Cellular component (GO): Ino80 complex
Source: RefSeq, a predicted model, not a curated record
AUGGCCUCUCGCGAUCCCUCUCCUGCGGCUUCUGAAGGUGACACCAUUGACGACCAGAACGAAGAUGUCAAGCCCGAUGUAACAGACCUGGACCAGGACAUGGACCAGGAUCAGUCUCAUCUCACCGACGACCACCCGACCACUCGCACCCCGGGAUCCAGCCGCCGAGGUGGCCGUUCAAAGACUGCAAGUGGUCGAAAAGCAAAACCAAGAAAAGGCGCAAGUGCUAUCUGGAUACAAGAACAACCAAAUGAUGCUACCGAAGAUGAGGGAAGUGUGAUCUCCACGUCCUACUCGCGGACCAAGAAAUCCGAAGCCAGCCCCGAAUCCGAGCCCCGUACUGUCGGCACAGCCGUCGGUACAAGGAGGCAAGCCAAUGGCACCGUGGGCUCGGUCUACUCAGGAAGUAAGAUCAGACAUAUUAAGAAACCAGAUGGCACACCAUUAUGGCGAAAAGAGAUACAAUACGAGUUUCUACGGAUUGUCAUUGAGGACACACAACCAGUGUUCACUAGGAUUAGCGAUGGGAAAACUCAGUGCAAUUUUGCCGACAUCUACGUCGACUGCAUGGCCAGGAGCUCCAAAACGAGCAAGAUCCUGAAGGACAGACUCCAGGUCGAUCGAGAAGCCGCUCAAAAUAUGGCCAUGAUAUGUCUGCUGGUUAACGUCGGCCGAAUGAAUACGACCUUGAACUUCUUCCCAGAAAUGAGAGCACAAUUGAGGACCUAUCACUCGAUUCCUUCCUUGCAGGCCUACAAAAGCCAGCGAAACUACAAGUCGCUUCAAGAUGCCCCCAGGCUUAAAAGUAUCUUGAAGGGUGCCAGCGAAGAUACCGACGAACCUCGAACCAUCCCUGCCAUCAUGGCCAAGUCAAUCCCGCGCACAAAUCCCGUUAACCUCAUAUUUGUACUCUCUCAGUUUGCUCCUAAGGUCAGCGAAACGCACUUUACGGACAAAGUUGAUUUCUUUGACAUGGCUAUGCGCCAUACCAUUUCCUCAGCGAGCAGAGCAAGAGCAUUCUUGUGGUUGAUGUGGUGGUACCUUGAGUCCAAUUUCACAAAAGAGGACGGCCUCAACAACCCCUUCGGACCUGGCGAGUACAAAGAAGAUGAGGACCCCGACGAUCCUGAUACAGUUCCUCAACUGGUACCCAAAUUGAUCAACAUCACACCCGAGGAGGGCGAUGCAGAGAACGUAGAUCCAGAAGAAGAAGUCAAAUUUGCUGACAAGAUGACCAAGGAGCGAAAGCGUAUCAUGGAAGAGGUCGCCAGUGAACCGCCAUUAGUCAUGGCAGAUCCAGGCAAUCCUGACCACAAGCUCUUGAAACGCUUGAAGAAGGGCGCUUUUUAUGGUGGCGAUGAGGAUUCGUUAAUGUCGGAUACCGACUCCAGAGCAAGCCCCGGUAUCGGACGGUCACCAAUUCCUGACCUUAGACCACACGGUCACAUCAUGAGCGCUCUAGGUGGCCAGGCUGACAGUCUUGAUGACGAUUGGGAUGUUGUUGAUCCACAUCCUGGACGAGGUCGCUACAAGCGG